This is a messenger RNA of Pelobates fuscus (common spadefoot toad), 5900 nucleotides long. It is a transcript of the gene KIF21A, whose product is annotated as kinesin family member 21A. Lineage: Eukaryota; Metazoa; Chordata; Amphibia; Anura; Pelobatidae. Bases 147 to 5132 code for a protein of 1661 amino acids. Gene Ontology annotation, biological process: microtubule-based movement; mitotic spindle organization; spindle elongation. Gene Ontology annotation, cellular component: microtubule associated complex. Gene Ontology annotation, molecular function: microtubule binding; microtubule motor activity; ATP binding. The record is from RefSeq and is a predicted model, not a curated record. The transcript is spliced from 37 exons.
GCAGUUGCCGGUGGUAGCAGCAGGGUGUCUGUCAUAGAGUUGGUGUGUGUGUGCAGAGCGGCCCCUCCCCCUGCCCUCAGCUCCCAUCACACGGAGGAUCAGGAGUCCGCCUCCCAUACCCAGUGCUGUCGGGCACGCAGGUCACCAUGUCCGGCACGCAGGACGAGAGCUCGGUGCGGGUGGCUCUCCGAAUCAGACCUCAGUUGGCCAAAGAAAAAAUUGAAGGCUGCCAUAUUUGCACAUCUACAACACCUGGUGAACCUCAAGUCCUGCUAGGAAAAGAUAAAGCAUUCACAUUUGAUUAUGUCUUUGACCUCGAUUCAGUGCAGGAGGAGAUCUACAGUCAGUGUACAGAAAAACUUAUUGAAGGUUGCUUUGAAGGAUACAAUGCCACAGUUUUUGCUUAUGGCCAAACAGGUUCUGGCAAAACCUACACAAUGGGAACAGGAUUUGACGUGAAUAUAACAGAAGAAGAGCAAGGCAUCAUUACACGAGCUGUUAAACAUCUUUACAGACAGAUUGAGGAAAAGAAGCAAAAUGCCAUGCAACAAGGGCUUACACCUCCUGAUUUUAAAGUUAAUGCCCAAUUCUUGGAGCUUUACAAUGAAGAAGUUCUUGAUUUGUUCGAUACAACACGGGAUAUGGAUUCUAGAAAUAAAAAGUCAAAUAUCAAAAUACACGAAGAUUCAACUGGAGGAAUUUAUACUGUUGGAGUCACAACACGUAAUGUAAACUCCGAAGCAGAGAUGAUGCAGUGCUUAAAACUUGGUGCCUUAUCUAGAACUACUGCCAGCACACAAAUGAAUGUCCAGAGUUCCCGUUCACAUGCCAUCUUUACCAUCCACCUUUGUCAAAGUCGAGUGUGUCCCAGACUUGAUAAUGAGAAUGACUUGGAUAAUAGGAUAACAUCUGAAUCUUCUCAAUUGAAUGAGUUUGAAACUCUUACUGCCAAGUUCCAUUUUGUUGAUUUGGCUGGCUCUGAGCGUCUAAAGCGUACGGGAGCUACAGGAGACAGGGCUAAAGAAGGAAUUUCUAUCAACUGCGGACUACUGGCCCUCGGAAAUGUAAUUAGUGCAUUAGGAGAUAAAGGUAAAAAAGCCACACACGUGCCUUACAGGGACUCCAAACUAACACGACUUCUUCAAGACUCACUUGGUGGUAACAGUCAAACGGUUAUGAUCGCUUGUGUAAGUCCUUCUGAUAGAGAUUUCAUGGAAACAUUGAAUACACUUAAAUAUGCCAAUCGAGCACGCAACAUAAAGAACAAAGUUAUGAUCAACCAAGAUCGAACUAGUCAACAGAUAAACGCAUUGCGCAAUGAAAUAACACGGCUGCAGAUGGAGCUAACUGAGUACAAAACGGGUAAAAGGAUUAUUGACGAAGAAGGUGUUGAGAGCAUUAAUGAUAUGUUCCAUGAAAAUGCAAUGCUGCAGACUGAAAACAACAAUCUACGAAUGAGAAUUAAGGCCAUGCAAGAAACCAUUGAUGCAUUGAGAACAAGGCUUACUCAGCUUAUGAGUGAUCAAGCCAAUCAGAUCCUUGCUAGAUCAGGGGAUGGAAAUGAAGAAAUAAGUAACAUGAUUCACAAUUACAUCAAAGAAAUUGAAGAUCUCCGAGCAAAACUAUUAGAAAGUGAAGCAGUGAAUGAAAAUCUCCGACGAAACUUGUCAAGAGCUUCAACCAGGGCAUCCUAUUUUUCUGGUCAUUCUCCUUUUCCUACUUCCAUACUUCCUGCUGAGAAAGAGACCACUGAAAUUAUAGAUAUGGCCAAAAAAGACUUGGAAAAAUUGAGAAAGAUUGAGAAAAAGAAGAAGAAAAGGCUACUGCAGCUUCAGGAAAGCAACCAAGAAGACAGAAGUGUUGUUAGAGAUGAGAACACUGAUAAUGAGAAGUUAGAAGAAAAGGGCAUUGCUGAAGGAGAGACCCAUGAAUUGGACAUUGAAGUAAUCCAAGAAGGGAGUGAACAUGAUGAAGAAGAUGAGGAGGAAGAAGAAGAUGAUGAUGAAGAUGCUGCUGAUAGUUCAGAUGAAUCAGAUUCUGAACUGGAUGAAAAGGAGAAUUACCAAGCUGAUCUAGCAAAUAUUACCUGUGAAAUUGCGAUUAAGCAGAAGUUGAUUGAUGAAUUAGAAAACAGUCAGCGACGAUUACAUACCCUAAAACAGCAGUAUGAAGAGAAACUCAUGACCCUGCAGCAUAAAAUAAGGGACACUCAGCUAGAGCGAGAUCGGGUUCUUCAAAAUAUGGGAUCAAUGGAAAGCUGCACAGAAGAAAAAGCCAAGAAAAUAAAGAGUGAAUAUGAAAAGAAACUUCAGACAAUGCAUAAAGAACUUCAGAAACUGCAGACCGCUCAAAAAGAACAUGCUCGGCUAUUGAAAAAUCAAUCGCAGUAUGAAAAGCAAAUGAAGAAAUUGCAGCAGGAGGUGGUUGAAAUGAAGAAAACAAAGGUACGGCUUAUGAAACAGAUGAAAGAAGAGCAGGAAAAAGCUAGACUUUCAGAAUCUCGUAGGACCCGUGAAAUUGCUCAACUCAAAAAAGACCAGCGGAAGAGAGAUCAUCAGCUAAAACUAUUGGAAGCCCAGAAAAGGCAACAAGAAGUUGUGCUGCGCCGCAAAACUGAAGAGGUUAGUGCACUUCGGCGGAAAGUAAAACCAAUGACCGAUAAAGUUGCUGGAAGGGUAAACCGUAAAAUAAGUUUACCAGAGCCAAUUUCUGAGCAUGCAUCAAAUUUAUCGGAGGAGCCGGACUCUUUCAGAGGAGCGAUAAAUCAAAGAAUUAGAAUUCCUGUUGCUAGAGUUCAGCCUGCGCCAUCCACUGCCUUAAAUGGAACAAGAAAAAAACAUCAGAGGAGGGGAACAAGUAUUUACACUACAAAGGCAGCCAGGCAGAAAUGGCAGUCACUGGAGCGCAGGAUCACAGACAUUGUGAUGCAGAGAAUGACUAUCUCCAAUAUGGAAGCUGACAUGAACCGACUUCUGACGCAACGUGAAGAACUUACAAAGAGAAAGGAAAAAGUCACAAAGAAAAGAGACAGAAUUCUUAAGGAAGUUGGAGACAGUGACAAAAAUGUCCAUAACUUCAGUGAUGAAAUAGAGUCUCUAACUGCAAAUAUUGACUACAUUAAUGACAGUAUAGCUGAUUGUCAAGCCAGCAUCAUGCAGAUGGAAGAGGCCAAGGAUGAAGGAGAUACGUUGGAUGUCACUGCAAUUAUUAGUUCUUGCACACUAACAGAAGCACGGUACUUACUUGAUCAUUUUCUUUCCAUGGCUGUAAGCAAGGGUCUCCAAUCAGCUCAAAGAGAGGCUCAAAUUAAAGUUCUAGAAGGGCGUCUUAAACAAACUGAAAUAACUAGUUCUACUCAAAACCAACUCUUGUUUCACAUGUUAAAAGAAAAGGCAGAGCUAAAUCCUGAACUUGAUGCUCUACUAGGUCACGCAUUACAAGACCUAGAUAGCAUUCCACUGGAAAAUACAGAAAAUAGCAGUGAUGAAGAAGGAUCAUUGCAAAGCCCUGGAACAGAAGGAAGUUCCCUGUCAUCGGAUUUAAUGAAACUGUGUGGUGAGGUCAAGCCCAAGAACAAGGCUCGGAGAAGAACCACUACUCAACUGGAGCUGCUUUAUGCAGAUAGUGGAGACUCGGCCCCUGAUCCGGGUACAGGAGAAGCUGGUCUUCCCCCUUACCUACCCCCAGUUUCAGAACUGCAAGAGAUUGGAUUGAAUUUGGAAACAAGUGGAGCUAAUAUUAGGGAGAAAGAUCUGCAGCAGCCACCUUCUAAAAUAGGCAGCAUAGCAAAGCAAACUACAGUGACUGACAAACGAGCGCCUGAGCCAUCACCAUUAUCAAGAAGGAAGAUAUAUGACAAAGGAGGAGAUAAGCCUGUUAAAACCAAAGAACAGAAGUUCUCAGAUUCGGGAACUUCAGAGGCUAGUCUGUCACCUCCUUCCUCCCCAACAAGCCGGGCCCGUAAUGAAAAGAAUGUAUUUAGCCGUCUCACAGUUUCUCAGGGAAACGCAGCCUUUCAGCAGGAUAAGUCUGAUGAAAGUGAUUCCUCUCUGUCCGAGGUACACAGGGGCAUAAUUAACCCAUUUCCUCCCUCCAAGGGAAGCAAGGCAUCGCUUCUGCAGUGCACCCAUGUUGCUGAAGGGCACAACAAAGCUGUGCUGUGUGUAGAUGCUACUGAUGAUCUGCUAUUUACUGGAUCUAAAGAUCGUACUUGUAAAGUAUGGAAUCUCGUCACUGGGCAAGAAAUUAUGUCACUUGGAGGCCAUCCUAAUAAUGUUGUGUCUGUGAAAUAUUGUAACUACACCAGUCUAGUGUUCUCUGUUUCAACAUCUUACAUUAAGGUGUGGGACAUUAGAGAUUCUGCUAAAUGCAUUCGGACACUUACGUCUUCCGGUCAAGUGACUACUUUGGAUCCAUGUGGUGGAAGUCACAACAGGACAGUAACUAUUCCUCCAGGGGAAAAUCAAAUAAAUCAAAUUGCACUGAACCCUACAGGCACUGUCCUGUAUGCAGCUGCUGGGAAUGCAGUGAGGAUAUGGGACCUAAAAAGGUUUCAGUCCACUGGAAAACUAUCUGGACAUCUUGGACCUGUUAUGUGUCUUACUGUAGAUCAGAUGGCUAACGGUCAGGAUCUAAUCAUCACCGGAUCUAAGGAUCAUUAUAUCAAGAUGUUUGAAAUUACCGAAGGAGCUCUUGGCACUGUAAGUCCUACAUAUUGUUUUGAACCACCACAUUAUGAUGGUAUUGAAGCUCUCAUCAUUAGUGGAGAUAACCUUUACAGUGGCUCAAGAGACAAUGGGUUAAAGAAAUGGGACCUUUCACGGAAAGACCUUGUUCAGCAAGUUCCAAAUGCUCACAAAGAUUGGGUAUGUGCUGUUGGAACAGUACCCAAUUGCCCUGUCAUUCUAAGUGGUUGCCGAGGAGGCGUUAUCAAGCUGUGGAAUGCUGACACGUUUCAGCCUAUUGGAGAUCUUAAAGGACACGAUAGCCCUAUCAAUGCGAUCUGCACAAACUCUACUCACAUUUUUACAGCAUCAGAUGAUCAAACUGUGAAAAUUUGGAAAGCUAAUGGUUUACUGGAUGGGCAGUUAUCGGAUGCAGGUGACACAAGUGAAGAUGUUGCCAGCAACUAAGCCCGAAUCUUGGACGUUGUCUUAAGAAGAUACUGUGAUAAUCUGUUUACUGACUUAUUUGGGCAUUUAAUAACUUAAAGUAGUCGGAAUUGUAUAGGUUGGACCUAACUGGAAACUGUAUAAAAUUUAACCUGUAAUGCUAAUGGUACAGUGCUAGUGCUUAGCAUAAGAAGCCUUCCAAACUGCUGUAGCAAGCAAGCGUGGUAUACUGCACACCUAGGCACCCGAGAGUUCACUUUAUUGUAUGGUUUGUUUAAACAGUGUUGUUAAGACAGAAUAUAUAUGGUCUGUUCUGUACACUUCACAGCAAUGCAAAUGCUUGUGGCAUAUUUACGCAAAUCUCACUGAAAUAAUUCACUUUUAAAAAAUUCUAUGCUAUCCAAUGUAUAAUCCUAAUUUGUGGUAUUAAAAUGUAAGCCGGCAGUUAAAUACCAAUACAAACUGCCUAUAAAGCAUUGUCGUUGGAUUCGUAUACACACUUGACCAAAGUUGUGCUUCUUUGUGCCCACUUGUGCUCAGGAUUUGAUGUGCGAUAAAUGUUUAAAAAAAUAAUUACAUGUUCAUUCUUUCUUUUGGGUUACUAACAAUUUCUCUCUUUUAUUUUUUUGCUGAGAAAAAAUACUUUGUAGAAUUUUGUCAUUUUAUUCUUCUUUUUGAUUUUGGUUUAUUUUUUUAUUGUCCAGACUGCUGAAAUACAUCAUAAAUUAUUUGUUCCUAGAGGUUUGUUUUUAUUUAAAAAUAAAUAAACAUUGUUUUAUUUUCUGCUUA